Molecule: messenger RNA, 1441 nt
Organism: Neurospora hispaniola
Lineage: Eukaryota; Fungi; Ascomycota; Sordariomycetes; Sordariales; Sordariaceae
Product: PRELI-like family-domain-containing protein
Exons: 2
Coding region: 334-1041 (235 amino acids)
Biological process (GO): phospholipid transport
Cellular component (GO): mitochondrial intermembrane space
Molecular function (GO): phosphatidic acid transfer activity
Source: RefSeq, a predicted model, not a curated record
CAUCGCACCACGCGAUCGUGAGCUGCGCUUCUCACAGAUAAAUACACACGAUUCGUCCCGACAACGUUCACGAUUACAACAUCGCCACCUCCAGUGACUUCAUUCCAGACUCCCCACGUUUCGACAAGCCACUGCCAUUUACCAGUUCUAUCUGGAGUCGGCCAUCCGCCCGAGCCUACCUAGCUUCGAACCGUGCUUUCUAUACACAUCCAGCCCUAGGAACCAGUCAUCCGAAACUCGAGCGCUUCAUAGUCCCAUUGCUGGACAAGUCGAUACGUACCGAAAUCUUCCAUACGGCAAUAGCAACGAUCCUCACCCUCUUCCUCGGUCAAAAUGGUUCUCACGCACACUACCAACCAUACCUAUAGCCAUCCUUUCCCGACCGUCACGCUCGCCUUCUUCCUCCGGUACUGCUCCCCGCAGCUCAAUCCCUUUUCUCAGCAUGUCAUGAGCACCGACACCCUUUCAUCGCAUGUCGACCCGGCCACCGGCCGUCUGCACACGACUCGCAUCCACCUCAAAAAGUCGCGUAUGCCGCCUGCUAUCAUGAAGAUGCUCCCCACUAGCAUUACGGGCGGUGCCACGACCGAGAAGGCGUCCUAUAUCAUGGAGACCAGCGUUGUGGACAUGAAGGAGGGCUGGAUGUCGACCGAGAGCCGGAACCUGAACUUUGCCGGCGUUCUGUCGGUGGUGGAGAAGCAGAUCUAUACGAUCCCAACGAGCACUAAUGAGAAUGGAAAUACGACCGACGUUGCCACGACGGUGGUCUUUCGAUCUCGCUUUGGGGAGCGCAUUCGCGACAAGUUGGGUCACUUGCACGCACAUGAAGUUGAACAAGAGAAGGGCGGCUUCUUUUCUCGGCUUGGCGCCCAUGGUAUUCAACGAAGCAUCGAGAGCCUGGCGUCGAAGAAGACCCAAGACCAACUUGGCAAGAGCCGAGAGGGAAUGAAGCUGAUUCUCGAGCGACUUCGCCAGUCGGGUAUCAUGGGCGUCCUGGAGCUCAGAAAGAUGGCACGGGAACGCAACAUGGAGAAGGCUUGAACGAAUUACCGAGCUAGGGCUAUAAUGACCAUCUAGGCCUUCGGUCGUGCUCUGGGGCCUUUCCCAAAGCUUAUGAUUUGUUUACUUGCCCUUGCCACCGUCUUUGUCCACCAUUGGGUAUCACCGAGACGUAUCCGACCCUGUCCUCUGCUCAAUCUGGGCAAGGAAGUCCCGGUGGAAGUACGCGGACGAAAGACGCAUCUUUUCCACGGCACCGCAAGACGAGUUAGGCCACAAUUUCUGUGAGCUGUCUUUCUUGGUGUCGUGCUGUACACUACAACAUUGUCGUUGAUUUUAGCAUGGCGUUGGUGUAAGGUUCUGUGUUGUCACUGGGUCGCAUACGAUGAGGGAAGUCAUCCUCACGACACGCUCACACGCGAGCAUAUACCCGCGUACCCAU